Molecule: messenger RNA, 477 nt
Organism: Prunus armeniaca (apricot)
Lineage: Eukaryota; Viridiplantae; Streptophyta; Magnoliopsida; Rosales; Rosaceae
Source: the annotation of a GenBank genome assembly
AUGAUGGCCGCGCUCGGCUCCGAUCAGCUGAAGCAGCUGAAAGACAUCUUCAUGCGCUUCGACAUGGACUCCGACGGCAGCCUCACCCAGCUCGAGCUCGCCGCCCUGCUCCGGUCUCUGGGAGUCAAGCCCACCGGUGACCAGCUCCACGUCCUCCUCGCCAACAUGGACGCCAACGGAAACGGCACCGUCGAGUUCGACGAGCUCGUCACCGCCAUCUUGCCCGACAUGAACGCGGAGAUCCUCAUCAACCAGGAGCAGCUCACGGAGGUCUUCCGGUCGUUCGAUCGCGACGGAAACGGCUACAUCACCGCCGCCGAGCUCGCCGGAUCCAUGGCCAAAAUGGGUCACCCGUUGACGUACAGAGAGCUCUCCGAUAUGAUGCAAGAGGCCGACACGAACGGCGAUGGCGUGAUUAGCUUCAACGAAUUCGCGACGAUCAUGUCUCGGUCUGCCGCCGAUUUUCUUGGGGUCUGA